This is a messenger RNA of Homarus americanus (American lobster), 3915 nucleotides long. It is a transcript of the gene Kap-alpha1, whose product is annotated as importin subunit alpha-7-like. The coding region runs from base 114 to 1721 and encodes 535 amino acids. NCBI's taxonomy places the organism in Eukaryota, Metazoa, Arthropoda, Malacostraca, Decapoda, Nephropidae. Gene Ontology annotation, biological process: NLS-bearing protein import into nucleus. The transcript is spliced from 10 exons. Gene Ontology annotation, cellular component: cytoplasm; nucleus; nucleoplasm. Gene Ontology annotation, molecular function: protein binding; nuclear import signal receptor activity. The record is from RefSeq and is a predicted model, not a curated record.
AUUCUGAGACCUCAGUGAGACAACUCCACAGGAUUGCUAGGAGUGAUAGAUAAAAACAAAUCUAUUAUUUUACAUUAAUUAAGUUUAGUUUCAGGCCAAACAAAUAUAUAAAGAUGUCAGGUCCAUCACAACACAAGUAUCGUUACAAGAACCAGGGAUUAGAUUCAGCAGAAAUGCGGAGACGGCGAGAAGAAGAAGGUGUACAGCUCAGAAAACAGAAGCGAGAACAACAGUUAGCCAAACGACGGAAUGUAAAUGACCUUACAGCUGGACUGGGGGAAGAUGAAGCUGUUGAAUCAUCGAUGAACCAGGAAAGUAACCAACAGGGCGGUGUUGUAGGCGGUAGCCUGAUCACUGCUGAAAUGGUGCAAGUUCUCUACAGUGAUGAUCUUGAAGCUCAACUCAAUGCCACACAAAAGUUCCGUAAACUACUUUCAAGGGAACCAAAUCCACCCAUAGAUGAAGUUAUCCAGACUGGCAUUGUUCCAAAAUUUGUUGAAUUUCUUCAAAGGGAUGGACAUUGUACAUUACAGUUUGAAGCAGCCUGGGCACUAACCAAUAUAGCUUCUGGCACCAGUACACAGACUCGGAUUGUGAUAGAAGCUGGUGCUGUCCCUAUUUUUAUUCGUCUUUUGAGUUCUGAUUUUGAAGAUGUCCAAGAACAAGCUGUGUGGGCCCUCGGAAACAUUGCAGGAGACUCACCUGAUUGCCGAGAUUAUGUCCUCUCAGAAAAUAUCCUAAUGCCUUUAUUACAACUCUUAAGCAAGUCCACUCGUCUCUCAAUGACUCGCAAUGCCGUCUGGGCCCUCAGCAAUCUAUGCAGGGGGAAGAACCCACCUCCUGACUUUGGACGCGUGUCUCCUUGCCUCCCAGUCCUCUCCAGACUCCUCUUCCAUAGUGAUCCUGAUGUAUUAGCUGAUGCGUGUUGGGCUCUUAGUUAUCUUAGUGAUGGACCUAAUGAGAAAAUUCAGGCUGUCAUUGAUGCAGGAGUGUGUCGCAGACUUGUUGAACUUCUUAUGUUUAAUCAACACAGUGUAGUGGCAGCGGCUCUAAGAGCAGUUGGUAAUAUUGUUACAGGCGACGAUGUGCAAACGCAGGUAAUUCUCAACUGUUCUGCCCUGCCUUGUCUAUUACACUUGUUGUCAUCCCCGAAAGAAUCCAUCCGGAAAGAGGCAUGUUGGACAAUCUCAAAUAUUACUGCAGGCAACCGCUCUCAGAUCCAAGCAGUUAUAGAUGCCAACAUUUUCCCUGUGCUCAUUGAAAUCUUGGGCAAAGCAGAGUUUAAGACUCGGAAAGAAGCCGCUUGGGCCAUCACUAAUGCCACUUCUGGAGGAACUCCGGCUCAGAUUAGAUAUCUUGUUGAGCACGGCUGCAUAUCUCCACUAUGUGACCUGUUGACUGUGAUGGAUGCCAAAAUAGUCCAGGUGGCUCUGAAUGGCAUCCAGAACAUACUCCAGCUUGGUGAACAAGAAGCCAAGACUACAUUUGGUGUUAAUCCAUAUGCUGUGCUGGUAGAAGAAUGUUAUGGUCUAGAUAAGAUUGAGUUCCUUCAAAGCCAUGAAAAUUUGGAGAUAUACCAAAAGGCCUUUGAAAUCAUUGAACACUACUUUGGAGGAGAAGAAGAAGACUCAAAGGUGGCUCCCUCAGUUGAUGAAUCAGGACACCAAUUCCAGUUCAAUCCUGAGGCGGGUGCACCUCCUCAAGGAGGGUUCAAUUUCUAACAGGAACCACUCAGUCCGGAAGUGGAGUUGCCCAUAGCUAGAAACUUAUAGCCUCUGGACUCUUGAUGGGAGUUUUUUCUUUGUGCUGCAUGAUUCUGUAGGUCAAGAGGUGACUGACUCCUGCAGGAUUCAUUGUGGCUUUUGUAUUUUGAAAUGCUACAGCCAUAUUAUUUUUAUUAGACAAUGGGAAUGCCUUACUCUUAACUGCAAACAAGUAAAAAGGUAGUAAAGGUAGCUUCCAAAUUGAUAAAGCGAAACGUCAUUAAAUGAGGGUGCCAGUACCUAUGAAUUUUGAAAAUUAAUGAUAAUUACCAAUUUUCUUUUUUCAUGUUAGAGUUGAGAUCAAUACUCUGUAGCGUGUUGUCAUUAUUCUGACCAUAUCUGGGAUUAUGGUAUAGCUAUUCCAGAAUUAUGGUAACUCUUCUUGCCCUUCUCAUAAAAAAAGAAGAAAAAAAACUAGAUUCUUUAUACACAAUUUCCAAAGAUUAUUUAGCCCCUCACAAUUUUCCUAUUAUAAUUGUCUGUCAAGCCAGUGCAUAGCUUGACUGACACAAGAAACUAUAUUAUAGUCUCAGUGUUCCUUGUGAUGCCCCAUCACAAAGGUCAACUUUUCCUCUGUUGAACUAAGUAUACCGUAUAAAUUCAUGAAUUGUUUUGAUCGUUUGAAAUGAAGUGCUGCAAAAAAAGCAUCCCCCCCCCCACCUUUUUUAAGGCUAAGAACCAUAGCUUACAGCCUACUGUAUUAGACACAGUAUAUGAUAUGUACCUUGGGAAGGACUUGUGAAAUGUUCCUUGUUCUGUGGACAUCAGUUUAUAAAUAUAUAUAUAUAUAUAAAUAUAUAUAUAUUCUAUCUGCCGGCUUUCUUGAGUGUAUUGGCAUGUAUCCCAUGGGGCUUAUGGUAGUGAAACAUAAAUGCAAGGAUUAUGAUUUUUUUUCAUUAUUAGGGUGGAAGAUAUUUCCUUGUGUUUUAGAAAUUGGGAUUUUUUCUCAUCAGUAUUUGAACCAAGAGAGUUUUUUUGGUAAUUACUUUUCUCCAUGUUAUACAGUAUAGAUAUUACUAAUACUAGAGCAGAGGAAACUCUUCCUAAUGAUGUCAUGUUUUUCUCAAAGUUGUUUUGUUAAACCCAAACCUCUUUUCUUUUGUUAUCCAGGCCAUGCAUUGAUUACUUUCACAUAUGUAAAACAUCAAGAUGCGUUCCAUUUACACUUCCUGCCUCAGUGUGUUCAUAUAUGCAUUUUAUUGUGUACAGUAUUUGCAUGUUUGUGCGUGUUGGACACACACAGACACACACACACACACACACACACACACACAACACAUUUACAUGCAGACAUAUGUAAUGUACUUGCAACAUUGUGUACACACACUAUAUAUAUAAAAUUUAAGUAUGCAAAAGUGUGUGGAAAUCUAUCAUGAAAUUCACUCUUCAGAAUAUACUGAAUAUGUGUACUGUACAGUAUUACAGUACAUUGUUGAUAAAGAAUAACAAUAUGUAGCUACUGGAUAACAGAGGUAGUACUGUCUAGUAUGGGUUUCUAGUCUCAUUGGUCUUGAAAUGGCAAAGUCCACAUUCUACAUGUUUGGGGGAAGCAUGACAUAUAUACCCUAAUAAUAAUUCAUCCAAUGGAAGUGAUGUCAGGGCAUAAACAAGCUAUUAAAGGACAUCCCAGGAUUUAUUUAUCAAGGUUUCAAUUCCAAGAAUGUAGUUAUGUUAUCUGAACACGAGAUCACUGUUAUCUUUUUCUUAGAACUACUGUAAAUUGUUGUCCAAAAUAUCAGAACUAGAGAACUUCUUUGGUGGUGUGAUAGAAUGUCAGAACUAGCCAUAAACUCAUUGGUCGUUCAUACCUAAACUGGUGUUCUUUUUCUUUUUUUCUUUUUUUUUCUUUAAUACAGUACUCUGAAUGUGGAAUGUAAGGAACACUAUAACUGAAAUGAGUCAUAUUUGUGAUGAAAGUCUUUCCAGUAAUUUCCAUGCCACCACCAUGGAAUGUAUGAUCGCAAUGUUUUCUGUUGUGAAAAAAUAAUACCCUCUCUCUUCUAUUGAGAUAUGAAACUGAUGAACCAAAUAUUAGUAUUGUGAGAGAGAAAAAGGUGUUGCUUUCUUGUCUUAGCAGAUAAUUUGUCAGGAAGUGGUGAGGAUGUGUUCAUAUGACUGAGACAAAAACUAAAAAAAAAAAAAAAAAAAAGAA